Molecule: messenger RNA, 678 nt
Organism: Eutrema salsugineum
Lineage: Eukaryota; Viridiplantae; Streptophyta; Magnoliopsida; Brassicales; Brassicaceae
Exons: 2
Coding region: 1-678 (225 amino acids)
Source: RefSeq, a predicted model, not a curated record
AUGGCUUUAUCACUGGAGCAAGAGGAUGAUACUCCGUUCAUCAUGCCCAGUUAUCUGAAAUACUGCUCAAGCGAGAGGAAUGUAAUGAGUAAAAUAGGAAGAACUCUCAGCCCAGAGUGUCAAAACAUGGCGGAUCUCAUUCUGGACAUUCCAAGGAAGUGGCAAGUGUAUGAUCAAGUAAGAGGAGUAGCCUUGACGAAGGAUAGGUUUCAGUUCAUAUUAAAAUAUGAACACGAUUUGGAAGAGGUUUUGAGGAAAAGGAUCUGCAAUAUACUGGUGAAUAAUUAUAUAGAGGCGGCUAUAUACGACCUUGCUGAUCUAGUAGGUGAAGUCAAAGAACUUGCCUUUGAUCUUGAGAAACCCCAGAGCAAAGAUUACGUGCGGGUAAAGGUUAAUUUCGACAUCUCAAGGCUAGUAAGAAGAUCCAAAGCGGUAAUCCUCCCAACGGGUAAAACUACCACGGUGUGGUAUGACUUCGAGAGGAUUCACAAACACUGUUACGCAUGUCAAAGACUUACUCACGAGAAGGAUAGAUGCCCGCUAUUAAUUAAGAUGAAAAAGGACAAAGCUGUUGUACGAAGACAGAGUAUCACUGCUGCGAAUCAGAGUAAGGAACCGACUUUGACGGAGGGUGAUCCAUUGUCUGGAGAAUUUACAGAAGAUCAGGUGGGUACGUGA